AUGAUCUCAAGAUCUGCUGUCAAGAGGGGAAGCCAGCUGGUCCUCCGUCGGCCAGUCUGCGCUCACGUCGCGCAGAGCCGUGGCUUCGCAUCACCAGCACCAGGAGCUACAGGCACGGGCUCGGCAUCAUACGAGCCUACCAGCAUCGCCGGCCUCAAGGUUGCCUCCAAGGAUGCCCAUGGACCAACGACCAAACUUGCUCUUGUUGUUAAGGCCGGUACCAGAUAUCAGCCUCAGCCCGGCCUGACGGUCGGACUGGAAGAGUUUGCAUUCAAGAACACGAACAAGCGAUCCGCGCUCCGCAUCACUCGGGAGACUGAGCUUUUGGGCGGUCAAUUGAAGGCUUAUCACACACGCGAAGCCGUCGUCUUGGAGGCUGCAUUCCUCAGGGAUGACCUCCCCUACUUCGUCGAGCUGCUCGGAGAGGUUGCGAAUGAGACGAGGUACACCACCCAUGAGCUUCACGACGAGGUUGAGCAGACGAUUCACCUGGCCCAGGAAAAGCUUGCACACGAUUCUUUGGCUCAGGCAGUAGACGGAGCACACGCGGUUGCUUUCCACACCGGUUUGGGCGCACCCGUUCUCCCGUCCACCUCGACGCCCCUUUCCAAGUACAUGAACGAGCACUCCAUUGCCGCGUUUGCUGGCGCCGCCUACACCAAGUCAAACGUCGCGCUGAUUGCCGAUGGUGCGUCUCAGAGUGGACUGCAGCAGUGGGUUGACUCCUUCUUCAAGGAUCUCCCCAGCCAGUCCUCAAGCGAGAUCUCGCUUCUGAGCAACAAGUCGACCUACCACGGCGGCGAGCACCGCGCCGAACUCCCCGGCAAGAGCUCCUACGUGAUUGCUUUCCCAAGCGCCAGCCUUGCCGAGUCCAAGCCCGAGAUCGCUGUGAUUGAGGCUCUUCUGGGCGGCAACCCUAGCCUUUCGUGGUCCACCGGCUUCACCCUUCUUUCCAAGGCGGCCGCGAACACCCCUGGUGCCAAAGCUGUUGCCAAGAACCUGCCCUACUCGGACGCCGGUCUUUUGACCAUCCAGAUUACUGGAGCUGCCCCCGCCGUCCGCAAGCUUGCUGAGGAGUCGGUCAAGGCUCUCAAGACCAUUGCUGAGGGAGGUGUUGCCCGGGAGGACCUGACAAAGGCCAUUGCUAAGGCGAAGUUCAACGCGCUCACUGCCCACGAACUCACUGGCGCUGGCAUCGUGGCUGCUGGUACUAGCAUCAUUCACGGUGCUGAGCUGUUCCAGGCUGCUCAAACUAUCAAGAACUUGGAGACAGUAACAGCGGAGAAGAUCAAGACUGCUGCCAAGGCUAUCAUUGACGGCAAGGCGUCUGUAUCAGCCGUUGGUGAUUUGCACGUUCUGCCGUUCGCUGCUGAUUUGGGGCUGAAAGUAUAA
Messenger RNA from Pyricularia pennisetigena, 1392 nucleotides. RefSeq lists its product as uncharacterized. Gene Ontology annotation, molecular function: metal ion binding. Gene Ontology annotation, cellular component: mitochondrion. The coding region runs from base 1 to 1392 and encodes 463 amino acids. The transcript is spliced from 4 exons. The record is from RefSeq and is a predicted model, not a curated record. NCBI's taxonomy places the organism in Eukaryota, Fungi, Ascomycota, Sordariomycetes, Magnaporthales, Pyriculariaceae.